AUGAAGAAGUCGAUUAGACGGAUGUUCACUCCUGCAGGAGAGAAGGACGACAGCCCAUAUGAGGGGGUCAUCCUGCGCUCUGAGAGCUGCACCUCCAUGCAGGAAAAUCCUCAGCUCAUAUUUAAGCUCGUUCAGGAGGGUCAUGUGUGCCGUGUGCGGAGUUUCAUACUGAAGAACCCAACAUGUCUAAUGGCCAGAAAUGAGUUAGAGGCCACGCCACUGCAUUAUGCUGCAAAACAUGGAUACUUGGAGAUCGUGUUCAUGAUAGUCAAUGAGGGUACUGAUGAAGUCCUCAAUGCUCAGGAUGGUAAAGGAGGUACAGCACUCCACUGGGCUGUAGUUAAGAACCAGGUGGACAGUGUCAGAAUUCUAUUAAGCAGAGGAGCUGACCCAAACUUGCUGAACUUCUAUAGGCUGGCUCCACUUCAUCUGGCCAUUCAGCUACAUCAUAACAGUAUAGUAGAGGAAUUACUGAAUCAUAGCACUACAAAUAAUAAUCUGGAAGGUGACCUUGGGAACACACCAAUUAUGACUGCUUGCUACAAGGACAAUUCAGAGGCCCUUAUAUUGCUGCUUAAACAUGGGGCAAAGCUGUGUAAAAGAAAUAAGAUUGGAUGUUUUCCUAUACACAUGACUGCAUUUGCUGGCUCUUUAAAAUGCAUGGACCUGGUACUAAAAAAAGGUGAAGAAUUUGGGUUUAGUAUUGAAGAGCAUAUCAACUUCACAGACAAUGAGAAAAGCAGCCCACUCCAUGUGGCCGUUCAAAAUGGAGGCUUGGAAAUUGUGAAAGCAUGCAUUGAAUAUGGAGCAAAGAUUGACCUCAAACAAAAUGAUAAUGCCACAGCUCUUCAUUUUGCUUCUACUCAAGGAGCAACUGAAAUUGUCAAAUUCAUGGUCUCAUCCUACACUGGCGAUAAGAAUAUUAUUGACUUGCCAGAUGGAAAUAAUGAAACACCACUUCAUAAAUCAUGUUUGUUUGACCAUGUUGACCUGGCAGAAUAUUUAUUAUCUAUGGGAGCAAAUAUUGACAGUGUCGAUAACGAGUUCCGUACACCUCUGAUGCUAGCUACUUCAUGCUCUGCUUGGAAAAUUGUGAAUUUACUUCUUGAAAAAGGAGCAAAUGUAAAGCUAAUGGAUAAUUAUGGGCGGAAUUUUCUUCAUAUGACAGUUUUACAACCCGGAGGUUUAAGAAACAUUAAUGCUGAAAUUCUACAGAAAGAAGCCAUCAAGCAACUUGUCAGUGAUGAAGAUGCAGAUGGCUGUACACCUCUACAUUAUGCUUGUCGCCAUGGAGUUCCAAAUUCUGUGAAUAACCUGAUGGGACUAAAUGUGUCCCUUUAUUCUAAGAGUAAGGAUAAAAGAUCAGCUCUGCAUUUUACUGCUUGCUACGGCCGUUACAACACCUGUGAGAGACUUCUGAGAUUUGCCUGCGAUGCCAGGCUUCUCAAUGAUGCAGAUGAAACGGGAAUGACACCUUUGCACUUGGCUGCACAAAAUGGCCAUGACAAAAUAGUUUAUCUUCUGCUGAAGAAGGGAGCCCUCAUGUUAAGCGACCAUUGUGGAUGGACAGGUCUGCACUAUGCAGCACAUGGAGGCUAUACGCGAACUAUCAGGACAUUUUUGGAUACAUCUAUUUCUCUCAUUGAUAAGCCGGACAAAGAAAAGAACACUCCACUGCACCUGGCUGCUAAAGAAGGACAUGCCAAAGCGGUUGCUUUAUUGCUGGAAAGUGGGGCUGCUAUCAAUUUAAAUGCAAAUGAAGCAUCCUUCGUUCAUGAGGCUAUACGUGCAGGGAGUAAGGAUGUUGUAUCUGCUGCAAUUCAAAGUGAAAGGUGGGAGGAGGUUCUUGCAACAUUUUCAGAUACUUCUAGCUACAAGUGCCCUAUACUUGAAAUGGUUUAUCAUCAGCCAGAAAGCUUCAAAAAUCUCUUGGACAGAUGCAUGAUGGAAUCAAAUGGAGACAAAAAGAGUCCAAAUUUCUAUAUUGAAUAUAACUUCCGAUAUCUACAAUGUCCUCUGCAAUUCAAAAAGGCAAGCGAGAAGACAAAAAGCUCUGUAUAUGAGCCUCUGAUGACAUUAAAUGCCAUGGUGCAACACAACCGUGUUGAACUCCUUUCCCAUCCAGUUUGUAAAGAAUAUUUACUCAUGAAAUGGAGGGCUUAUGGAUUUAAGGCGCAUCUGCUUAAUCUUGGAAUCUACUCAAUGGGACUUAUUCCUCUUACUUUGCUGAUAAUGUUCGCCACGGUACCUGAGGGCCAUUCAAACAAUUCGACUUCAAAUUCAUAUCCUGAACCAUUACAACUCCAGGAUUCUUAUUUCACCCGCACAUGUAUGGCCCUUGUAAUGAUGAUGAGUAUUUUGGGGAUGUUAAAGGAGAUCGUGCAGAUGGGCCAGCAUAAACUCGGCUAUCUAAUGGACGGCAGUAAUAUUGUAGACUGGACAAUCCAUAUAUCAAGCAUCAUGUUUGUGUCAUCUAUAUAUACGAUGCCUCUCUCUGUAUCAUUCUGGCAAUGGCAAGCUGGAGCAGUUGCAGUAUUUGCAUCUUGGGUCAACUUUUUAAUUUAUCUGCAAAGGUUUGAAACAUGCGGAAUCUAUAUUGUGAUGUUUUGGGAGAUUCUGAGAACAUUAAUACGAAUUGUUGUGCUCUUCUUUUUCUUAAUCUUGGCAUUUGGACUGAGCUUCUUCGUACUCCUUUACCCCCAGACUCCAUUCAGAAAUCCUUUAUUAGCCCUGAUGCAGACAUUUACCAUGAUGCUUGGAGAUGUUAACUAUCAGGAUGGGUUUCUUCAUCCGUUCCUUGACAACCAAAUUGAGAAUCCAGUUUUCACCUUUGUGCAUCUAAUUAUAUUCACACUGUUAAUCCCAAUCCUAUUGAUGAAUUUGCUUAUUGGUCUGGCUGUUGGUGAUAUUGCAGAGGUACAACGAAAUGCAGCACUUAAAAGGAUUGCAAUGCAGGUAAGCCUGCACACAAACCUAGAGAAAAAGUUGCCAUAUUGGUUCCUAAAGAGGGUGGAUAUAGUCAAUUGCAUUGUGCACCCCAAUUGUCCAAGAAUCUGGGGACAUGCUAUCAAUUCUUUUUUCAUUCAGUGCGAAGGCUUUAAAGUUGAAACGUCUGGAAAUGAUGCAACGAUGGAACUGGAGCUCUGGAAACAAAAAAACAGGAUGAAGGAUCUGUACACCAUUAUGCAGAAACAGCAUGAACUGAUCAAACUGAUCAUUCAGAAAAUGGAGAUUGUGUCAGAAGCAGAAGAUGAUGAUAGUCAAGAUUUAUUUCAGCAUAACAAUACAAAGAAACAGAGGAUGAUGCCUGAGCGCAAAGAGAGCAAGUGGGAUUGUGUGAUGAAAGCUGUAAAGUGCAAAAAAGUCGAUUAGGGCGUGAUGCUGGCUCUGUGCAUGAUAGGGGUUCACCAUGUUCGAUCAUGACGAGUAGAAGAUCUAGUUGGAU
Nanorana parkeri is the source of this 3445-nucleotide messenger RNA. It is a transcript of the gene TRPA1, whose product is annotated as transient receptor potential cation channel subfamily A member 1. Bases 1 to 3372 code for a protein of 1123 amino acids. Gene Ontology annotation, biological process: monoatomic ion transport; transmembrane transport. Gene Ontology annotation, molecular function: monoatomic ion channel activity; protein binding. The record is from RefSeq and is a predicted model, not a curated record. Lineage: Eukaryota; Metazoa; Chordata; Amphibia; Anura; Dicroglossidae. The transcript has 27 exons. Gene Ontology annotation, cellular component: membrane.